CCUACCAGUGACAAAAUACUGGUGUUCAGAAAUGAGCUGGAUUUUACACUCGAACGGGAUUGUUUAAUGUUCAACUGUGGAAUAUAUUUCAUUAAUGAAGUUUGGAAUAUAAAAUCCGACUUUGGGAUUUAUUAUGAGGUGGGGAACAUUUCAUCAUACACAAUCCCCAAGACAGCAGCACACAUAUCUGGUGGACUUUGAGAAACUUCUGUCCCACCAUGAUGAGCGACUAGCAGAAAAGUUAAACAAUGAGUACCUGCGGGAGGAGUGGGACUUUGGGCGCGAAAAUCUUGGAAGUCGACACAUGUUUAAGGAUCCCCCAGUGCGGUGUGCUGAGGAUCGCAUCAACAUGACAAGACGACAAAAGCGACUGUACCGCCACCUAAAGGCAGAGGUGAAUCAAUCACAGCGAGGGGUUUACCGCGCCAAGGCAGGCUACAUACGGGAGCGCCCUCUCACCGCCCCUGACUUGUCAAUGUACACCUCAAAGGAUGUUCCACAACUACCCUCCAAUUUCUCUGCUCAGACUGCCUAUCAGAUCAUCCAGGACAAAGUCAAGUCAGCAAGGCCAGGUGACGGUCCAGUGACGGAUACGUCAGAUCGCCCGCUAUAUGUGGAGGCAGAGCCUGUGGACAAGCCCUUAGGGAUCACGGAGGAUGAUCUCCAGGACGCACAAAAAAAGUUUGAAGUUUUACAGUUUGACAUGGAAACCAUUGACGGCAGGUUCCAGAUUAUGAUGGAUGACACCAUGAAUACAUACUACCCAGGUAACAGACAGAGACACCAAGAAGACAUUAGUGUGUCCAAGCCUCGUCCCAAAUCUGAAAUACUACAGUUGCGUAAGCAUGAGGAGAUAACUCUAAAAGAACGACCAAAGUCGGAGUCUCAUCUGUUACACCUACAGCGUAUGGAACAGGCAUCCACAAAAUCAGCGUACCCUGAGCCGAGUGUGUCUAGGACACAAGCCAAGCUGUGUGAUGCCAGGUUCAAUGGAUGGCAUGAUGCAAAGACAAAACAAGGUCGCCACUACCCCCUAGUCAAACAAUCUCUUCCCAACUCAUACCAGGGACGUCUGACAGAAAACAUGUCCAAGUCCAAAACAGCUAACCUUUCAAAGAAAAAUGUCAAAGAUGACUUCCUGCAUCAACAAACAGAUGGAGAUCAGAUGACUGGAGAAUCUGAUACAAAAAUUCAGGAACCACGUCCCUCUACCGCUCCUGUUAAGAUGAACUCGGAUUCUAAUGACCAUGUUACUGUGAAAAAGGUUUCAUCAGAAGAUCAAGAACUGAGUCCUGCACAGUCUUGUAAAACUGAUCUGAGUGCUGCAGACUCUUGUAGGACAGUGGAUACAGGGUACUCAAGUUUUGAUGACAGGAGUUCAACUUUCAGUCCAAAGGAAGAUUUGAGUCUUUUAAAAUCUAAGUCAGAUUCGUUCCAUACCUCACUCAGUGGAUAUUCAGAGAGAGCCGAGUCAGAUUGUGAUAAAUAUUCUACUCCUCGUAGUCAUUCUAGGAAAACCAGUAGUAGCAGUAGAAAUAACAGUGACUGGAAAAAGUCUGGGGUAGAAAUUGUACCCCACAUGGAUCACAGCAAGCCUCGCCCCAUCAGUGUUGGAGGGAUGGGUACCAUCUCUUUACUGGAGAAUAUCUCCGAGGCACGGUACUGGGAGGAUGCAUACAAUGAGGAGAUUUCAGACGAGGCUUGCAGUGAUGACAGUGACACACAAACACAGUCGUCCGCAGACAGCGGAAUUAGUCGACGUCAAGGUGACGAGCUCCAAUCUAGUCUUGCACUACUUAAACAGCGUCUUGGUGAACAGCCAGUUCCAACAAAGGCCAAACGAGCAAAAACCAAACCAAAUGUGCUUGAGAAAGAAUUGAGGAUUAAAAGACAAAGAAGGUCACAACGACCUAGUUCUAGAACAAAUCAGAAUCUAGUCAAUAACAGCAGCUCAGUAUCUCCAAUAAAGAAUGACAGUUCCCCAACCUCCCAGAAGUCUAAUGGUAAGUCAGGGACACGGCAGGCUGUCAACACCACAAACAAAUCUCUAAUCCAUCAAGCUAUCUGCAAAUCGUCACCAGACAAGUCAACCUCAAAACAACUGUCACCAUCCCUUCACCACAAAGGUCAGUCCACAACAGGUGAAAGGAAACAGACUGUCACUUAUUCAAACAAUGUAAGAUCGAAUAAAUCCUCCAAGAUUGAUGACACAAUUGUGAUUGAGUUGAAGAAAAAUCCAAAAAUUGGACGUCUUAUGAAGCGCGGGGAGGGUUUGCUGUCCCAGGACCUCGUGAAAAAACUAAUAGCUGCUCAUGCCUGAAGUUCAUGGUCUUUUUUCAUCCUUGAUCAUUAUCUUUAACUUUAAAUGUCCCAGCAAAUUAAAUCACAACAAAUGAAGAAUAGUGGUAUUGUCAGGUCAUCAUACUACCUUCACAUAUCACUUAGUUAUUUGUAAACUUUUACUUAAAAUCAUUUUAUGUUGAUUAUGUGACUAUAGUAGUAAUUUUCGUAAUUUAAGAAAAUAGGGAUAAUUGAGUUUUACUGCCUGUAUAAAAAAGAAAUAAAAUCAUGUUUAGUUUUUGUAUCAUGCAGGAACACACUUCGUGUGUUUAUAUGGAAAGAAAUGUGUCGUUUAAUUUUGUUAAGUUUUGUUCGUCGAGUACUUGACAGACGUGGAUCGUCAUUUAAUUUGUGACAACUGACCCCUGUGACAACUGACACCUAGAGUUGUCGGGUGCUUGUUCUACUUUCUGUUGAGUGUUAUAUAAUGUUUUGUUGGUUGAGUUCACCAAACAAACUUUGGGGACUUACUUGUUUUGUUUAAUAUUUUUAUUCUCCUUUCAUCUUUGUCUGUCAUGAACUUUUAGAACACUUUUCCCAAAACUCCUGCUGGUUUCUAAGGAAUCUUCACAUAUUCAUGGACUUGUGUGUAAAUGUGAAUUUUCUUCUGAUCCAACAUCCAAGAUAGUAGCCAUUGGUUGAGAUAUUUAGGGCUGUAAUUGAGUUGUUUUAGGCAGACAUUGAUCAUCCUGUCUUUUGUAAUUUUAUUUAAGUUUGGUAUCUAAAUCCCUAGUUAUAUAAUAUAUAUAGUGUAGGGGGUAAUCUUAGAUGUAAAUGAAUCAACUUUAAAUAUUCAAAGUACAUCAUGACUGCCAUCAUCAGAUCUUUGACAUUCAUAGCUAAAACCUUUCUGCUUUGUAUAUUACUUGAUGAUAGUGCAGGUGUCACAAAAUAACAUCUUUUGUAUUUCUGGGGAGUGGGGGUUGUAUGAUUGCUGGGGAG
Mizuhopecten yessoensis (Yesso scallop) is the source of this 3282-nucleotide messenger RNA. RefSeq lists its product as uncharacterized. The coding region runs from base 134 to 2320 and encodes 728 amino acids. The record is from RefSeq and is a predicted model, not a curated record. NCBI's taxonomy places the organism in Eukaryota, Metazoa, Mollusca, Bivalvia, Pectinida, Pectinidae. The transcript is spliced from 7 exons.